Protopolystoma xenopodis is the source of this 231-nucleotide messenger RNA. The record is from the annotation of a GenBank genome assembly. Lineage: Eukaryota; Metazoa; Platyhelminthes; Monogenea; Polystomatidea; Polystomatidae.
AUGAAGAUUCAGUGGGCUUUACUUCUAUUGAUCGCUACGGUGACGAACAUAGUGUUUGCUGAGGCAUUACGAUUCGCAUGGACCACACAGUCUUCUACCUCUCAGACAACAGGAGACACCAUUAUGACCAAUAAUGCAACCGUGCAUCCUGUAUUUACUGGAGUGGCGGGUAACUUUCGGUGCAUCAAAGGGCUGGGCUGCCAUGGCCGACCGGCUGGUGUGAACGCGUAA